UCGUCCAUCAGCGAGUUCAUCUCCUUCGCCCACAGCAGUGUCAAUGAAGUGAGUCUGAAAUACCAGCAGAACGAGAAGCACUUCAACUACACCACCCCCAAGAGUUUCCUGGAGUUCAUGAAGCUGUACGGGAACCUGCUGGGGAAGAAACGCACCGAGCUGACCCAGAAGAUGGAGCGCCUGGAGAACGGCCUGCAGAAGCUGCAGAGCACGGCCUCGCAGGUGGAGGACCUGAAAGCAAAGCUAGCAAUUCAAGAAGUGGAGCUGUGGCAGAGGAACACAGAUAUAGAGGAUCUCCUCGCUAAAAUAGGACAACAAACCGACAAGCUCAACCAGGAGAGAGCUGUCGCCGACGCUGAGGAGCAAAAGGUGGCGGCGAUUCAAGCUGAGGUCACCAAACAGCAGAAGGCGACAGAGGAGGACCUGGCCAAAGCUGAACCCGCUUUACAAGCUGCCAACGCCGCCCUCAACACGCUGAACCGACUCAACCUGACGGAGCUGAGGACGUUUCCCAACCCUCCAGGCAUCGUCACCAACGUCUCCGCAGCCGUUCUGGUGCUGCUCUCCCCUCAAGGCCGCAUCCCCAAAGACCGCAGCUGGAAGGCUUCCAAAAUCGUCAUGAGCAAGGUGGAUGAAUUCCUGCAGGCGCUGGUCAACUUCGACAAGGAGCAUAUCCCAGACGCCACGGUCAAGUGCGUGAGAGAUGACUACCUGAGCGACCCUGAGUUCAACCCUGAGUUUGUUCGGCAGAAAUCCUCAGCUGCCGCAGGCCUCUGUGCCUGGGUGAUCAAUAUCGUUCGAUUCCAUGAGGUUUUCUGUGAGGUGGAGAUGAAGAGGAUGUGUCUGGCUCAGGCCAACGCUGACCUGGCAGAAGCCGCAGAGAAGCUGGAGGUCAUCAGGAAGAAACUGACGGAGCUGGACAGCAGCCUGGAAAUAUCGACGGCUGAAUUUCAGCAAGCCACGUCAGAGAAGCUUCGCUUUCAGGAGGAAGUGAAUCGCACCAACACCACGAUCGAGCUGGCCAACCGGCUGGUCAAAGGGCUGGAGAGUGAGAACGUGCGCUGGGCUCACUCGGUGGCUCAGUACCACGAGCAGGAGGAAACCCUGUGUGGCGACGUCCUGCUGACCGCAGCCUUCAUCUCUUACGCCGGCUCCUUCUCAAAGAAGUACCGCGGGGAUCUGCUGGACACCCUGUGGAUGCCGUUCCUGCAGAGCCAGAAGACUCCUGUCCCCAUGACAGAGGGCUUGGAUCCGGUUUCAAUGCUGACCGACGAUGCCACUGUGGCUCAGUGGAACAACGAAGGUCUGCCAGGCGACCGGAUGUCCACUCAGAACGCAACUAUCCUCACAAACUGCGAGCGCUGGCCUCUGCUCAUUGACCCUCAGCUUCAGGGCAUCAAAUGGAUCAAGAUCCGCUACGGAAGCAACCUCAAGGUGGUCAGUCUGGGUCAGAGAGGUUAUGUGGACGUGAUCGAGCAGGCCGUCGUGGCCGGAGACACGGUGCUGAUCGAGAACCUGGAGGAGACGAUCGACCCGGUGAUCGACCCCCUGCUGGGUCGCUACACCAUCAAGAAGGGAAGCUGCAUCAAAGUGGGAGACAAGGAGUGUUUCUUCCACCCGGACUUCCGGCUCAUUCUCCAUACCAAGUUGGCCAAUCCCCACUACAAACCGGAGAUUCAAGCUCAGACCACUUUGAUCAACUUCACGGUGACCAGGGACGGACUGGAGGACCAGCUCCUGGCUCAAGUGGUCAACCAGGAGAGGCCGGAUCUGGAGCACCUGAAGGUCUGCUUGUCUGUUCUGGUGAACAUGUUCAAAAUCGAGCUGAAGCUCUUAGAGGACGAGCUGCUGACCCGCUUGUCUGCUGCGGAGAGCAACUUCCUGGGGGACAACGUGCUGGUGGAGAAGCUGGAGACCACCAAGCGCACCGCUGCGGAGAUAGAGCUGAAGGUCCUGGAAGCAAAGGUCAAUGAAGUGAAGAUCAACGAGGCGCGAGAACACUAUCGUCCAGUCGCUGUCCGAGCCUCUCUGCUCUACUUCAUCAUGAACGACCUCAACAAGAUCAACCCCAUGUACCAGUUCAGCCUGAAGGCGUUUAACGUCGUCUUCCACAAAGCGGUGGCGUCAGCCGAGGUGUGCGAAGACGUGAAGAGCAGGGUGAACACGCUCAUCGACUGCGUGACCUUCUCCACCUUCAACUACAUCAGCAGGGGACUUUUCGAACGAGACAAGCUCACCUUCACGGCGCAGCUGACGUUCCAGCUGCUCCUGAUGAGCAAGGAGAUCGACGUGCGAGAGUUGGACUUCCUGCUGCGCUUCAACAUCGACCACCAUUACAUCAGCCCCUUUGACUUCCUGUCGCACUCAGCGUGGAGCGCCAUCAAGGUGAUGAGCUUCACGGACGAGUUCCGGGGGCUGGACCGAGACAUCGAGGGAUCUCCUAAGCGCUGGAAGAAGCUGGUGGAGUCGGAAUGUCCGGAGAAGGAGAAGUUUCCUCAGGAGUGGAAGACGAAGACCUCGCUGCAGAAGCUGGUCAUGAUGCGAGCGCUCAGACCGGACCGCAUGACUUACGCCGUCAGGAACUUUGUCGAGGAGAAGCUCGGGGUGAAAUACACAGAAGGGCGCAAGACUGAGUUCGCCAAGUCCUUCAGGGAGAGCGGACCAGCCUCUCCUAUGUUCUUCAUCCUCUCACCUGGGGUCGACCCGCUGAAGGACGUGGAGUCUCUAGGCAGAAAGCUGGGCUUCACCAUCGACCUCGGGAAGCUCCACAAUGUGUCCUUGGGUCAAGGUCAAGAGGCUGUGGCCGAGGUCGCCAUGGAGAAGGCUGCCAAGGAGGGUCACUGGGUCAUAUUGCAGAACAUCCACCUGGUGGCGCGCUGGCUGGGCUCCCUGGAGAAGCUCCUGGAGUCCUGCUGUGAGGAAAGUCAUCCGGACUACCGCGUGUUCAUGAGUGCCGAGCCGGCACCGACGGCCCAGGAGCACAUCAUCCCGCAGGGUAUUUUGGAAAACGCCAUAAAAAUCACCAACGAACCUCCGACUGGGAUGCACGCCAACCUUCACGCCGCUCUGGAUAACUUCGACCAGGACAUCCUGGACCAGUGCAGCCGGGAGCAGGAGUUCAAGACCAUCCUCUUCUCGCUCUGCUACUUUCACGCCUGCGUGGCGGAGAGGAGGAAGUUCGGACCCCAGGGAUGGAACAGGAAGUACCCCUUCAACACCGGAGACCUCACCAUAUCAGUCAACGUCCUCUACAACUACCUGGAGGCCAACGCACAGGUGCCGUGGGAGGACCUGAGGUACCUCUUCGGGGAGAUCAUGUACGGAGGACACAUCACCGACGACUGGGAUCGGAGACUGUGUCGGACCUACCUGGAGGAAUACAUGCAGCCCAACCAGUUCGACCGGAAGCUCGCCCUCACCCCAGGAUUCGUGGUCCCCUCCAACCUGGACUACCAGGGCUACCACGACUUCAUCGACGAGAUGCUCCCCCACGAGAGCCCAGUGCAUUAUGGGUUGCACCCCAACGCAGAAAUUGAGUUCUUGACCGUGACCUCAGAUAACCUCUUCCACACGCUGCUGGAGCUUCAGUCUCCUGAUGCCGUGAUGGGGGAGGGGGCUUCUCAGACCCUGGAGGAGAAGGUGAAGAACAUCUUGGACGAGGUGCUGGAGAAGCUGCCGGAGGAGUACAACAUGUCCGACAUCACCUCCAAGACGGCGGAGCGCUCGCCGUACAUCCUGGUCUGCUUCCAGGAGUGCGAGCGGAUGAACACCCUCGUGUCUGAGAUCCGACGCUCGCUCAAGGAGCUGGACCUCGGGCUGAAGGGGGAACUGGCCAUCUCCUCCGAGAUGGAAAAGCUGCAAACCGCCCUGUUCUUCGACAACGUCCCUGACACUUGGACCAAACUGGCCUACCCUUCCACCUACAGCCUGGCCACCUGGUACAAUGACGUCCUGCAGCGCUGCAAGGAGCUGGACAGCUGGACUCAGGACUUGACUCUGCCGACUGUCGUCUGGCUCUCUGGGCUCUUCAACCCUCAGUCCUUCCUCACAGCUGUGAUGCAGUCCCUGGCUCGGAAGAACGAGUGGCCCCUGGACAAGGUCAACCUGACUGUGGACGUGACCAAGAAGUUUAAGGAAGAGUUCAACCAGCCGGCCCGAGAAGGAGCUUACGUGUACGGACUCUUCAUGGAAGGCGCUCGCUGGGACAUUCCGGCCGGCGUCAUCACCGAAGCCCGCCUGAUGGACCUGACGCCGGCCAUGCCCGUCAUCUCGGUCCGAGCUGUUCCGAACGACCGGCAGGAAACCCGGAACAUCUACGAGUGUCCCGUCUACAAGACCAAAAUCCGAGGACCCACAUACGUUUGGACGUUCAGUCUGAAGACGCGCGAGAGACCCGCCAAGUGGGUUCUGGCCGGAGUGGCUCUGCUGCUGAGCGUCUGAGGAAACGCACCUCUGAUGCCUUGAAUGGGGUUUAUUGAAAAAUGCCAAACACACACAGGUUCUAAGAUUCCACAUCUACACACUUGUCUACAAGCAGGAUCCAACUCAGACGGCGGGUCCAAGUCACUCCGGAGGUUCCGCUGCGAAGCGGCGACGACUUCUGUUUCAGUAAAAAUGUAUAUUUGGGUGAAAGUGUUGAGUCAGACUGGUGCGAGGGUCCGGGAGGUUGGCUGCCACUUCAUCACGUGCUGCGACUCACAAUAGAAGGAACGGGUGGACGACGUGCAGUUGGUCCUCUAAUCGCUGUCGGACCAGUCCAGCGCCAUCAUGUCCAUGGCAGAAGACAUGUUGAUCUUGGUGCCGUGUCUCACGCUGCAGCUCUUCACAGAGUUCUGAUUGGACGAGGCCCUCAUGCUCACCUGCACCCCCGAGUGGCCCAGGACGCCCACCUCGCCCCGGAUCUUCUGGCUGACGUCGCCGCGCGC
Molecule: messenger RNA, 4925 nt
Organism: Synchiropus splendidus (mandarinfish)
Lineage: Eukaryota; Metazoa; Chordata; Actinopteri; Syngnathiformes; Callionymidae
Product: dynein axonemal heavy chain 11-like
Exons: 31
Coding region: 118-4440 (1440 amino acids)
Biological process (GO): microtubule-based movement
Cellular component (GO): dynein complex
Molecular function (GO): minus-end-directed microtubule motor activity; dynein intermediate chain binding; dynein light intermediate chain binding
Source: RefSeq, a predicted model, not a curated record